Molecule: messenger RNA, 366 nt
Organism: Echinococcus granulosus
Lineage: Eukaryota; Metazoa; Platyhelminthes; Cestoda; Cyclophyllidea; Taeniidae
Product: 60S acidic ribosomal protein P1
Exons: 2
Coding region: 1-366 (121 amino acids)
Biological process (GO): cytoplasmic translation; translational elongation
Cellular component (GO): ribosome; cytosolic large ribosomal subunit
Molecular function (GO): protein kinase activator activity; ribonucleoprotein complex binding; structural constituent of ribosome
Source: RefSeq, a predicted model, not a curated record
AUGGAUACCAAGUCAGAAAUUGCUUGCACUUAUGCUUCUCUCAUUCUCGCUGAUGAUGACAUUGAAGUAACGGCUGACAAGCUUAACACCCUGCUGAAGGCAGCCAACUGUAAAUUCGUAGAGAGUUACGUCACAAGUCUCUUCGCUAAUGCGCUCAGUGGACGCAAUAUUAAGGACAUUGUCUCUGCCACAUCGAGCGUAAGUGUUGCUCCUGCGCCUGCCGUCGCUCCUGGCCCCGCUGCCUCUAAGGUCUCUGGUGCUGCUCCGGCUGUAGAGUGUGCUCCCGAAUCAAAGAAGGAGGAAGAGAAAAAGAGGGAAGAAUCUGAGGAGUCUGACGGUGAUAUGGGCUUCGACUUGUUUGGUUAA